Molecule: messenger RNA, 1419 nt
Organism: Rotaria socialis
Lineage: Eukaryota; Metazoa; Rotifera; Eurotatoria; Philodinida; Philodinidae
Source: the annotation of a GenBank genome assembly
AUGGCAAGCGAAGCAAUAAAAAAUCCAUUAUCAUCGUUAUCAAUCGAAAAUUCAGCUGAUUUCUCCGUACCCAAAACUAAUAACUAUUCGCAAGCAAUUACUUCUAUUAAUAAUCAUGAACCGUUAACGGCCAUAGAUAAUAUACGAAACAUGACCUGUUCAUCGCCCAUGCGGCAUCAAAAUACAAAUUUAACUGUGCUUGAUGUUUACGAUGAGGCAGCAUUAAUAGGCAAAGACUUCGAACGUAUUAUCGACGCAUAUGGAACUGAAACGAUUCGUGAUCUAGUUCCCAAAGUGAUACGUGUCCUUGAAUUACUUGAAUUGCAAGCAGCAAAAAAUGAAAGAGAUGCCGAUGAAUAUUUGGAAAUGAAAACACGUAUUGUACGUUUAGAAACUGAAAAGAAUGAAACAAGGGAAUUACGUGAAAAAUUCGAUCGUGAACUUGAACUUAUCGAAGAACAAUGGCGAAAAGAAGCUGAUAAUUUAGUGAUCCUUGUUUCAAAAUUACAAGAUGAAAAUCGACGAUUACGUGAUGAACUCGAACGUAAUAGUGAUUUACAUAAUAAAUCUGAUUUAACCAAUUCAAUUGAAACGAUCAGUAUUACUCGUGAAGAACUACUUUGCAUAAAAAAUUUAACAGAAGAAAAUAUUAAAUUAAAACGCAUUCUAAAAGGAAAAGAUAAAGAAUUAACACAAAAAACACUUGAUAUAGAAGCCGUUCAAGCGCAACUUGAAAGAAUGUGUAAAGCAAAUUGUACAUUACGUCAGAAGAAUACAUUUUCAACAAAUCAAUCGCAACGAUUAAUGGUUGAAAAAUUGGAUUUAGAAGUUAAAUUGAAAGAAAAAGAAAAUUAUAUUAAUCAAAUAAAAGAUCGUGUUGGAGAUGAAUUGUCAAGUCCAAUAUCACCUAUCAAUCCAAUUGAUAAUGUUGAAAGUUUAGAAGAUACUCAACCUAAAUUUACACUUGAAGAAUUACGUCAAGUAUUAUGGGAACGAAAUGAAUUAAAAACAAAAUUAAUGGAAGUGGAAGAAGAAUUAAGAAUGUUUAAAGACCAAGAACAUGAUGAUGAUUAUGAUGUCAAUGCACCUGUCCAGGGUCCAAUUCCAUUGGAACCAGAAGAAAAAUUAAAUGGUUAUAAACGUGAUGAAUCGAAAAUCCGACAAUUAUUUUCCUCAGCUAAUUUGAAAUCAGCAGCGAACGUCGUUCGAUCUUUUUUCCCACUCUCAAAAAAAGCACCACCAUUGGAACCGACUACACCAAUAUCAGCAGCAAUACCGAUUGUUUCAACACCUCCUUCAACAUCCGUUGCAUCAAGUGAUUCAUUAUCAAAACGUCUUUCUGCGGAAAGCUUUUUUGGUUGCAGCAAAAAAACACCUAAAUCAAACAUUCCAGUGCUUACACCACCAUCAUCUCAAUAA